AUGGUUCAUCUUUCGACUGUCCAGAGGGACCAGGACCUUGCUCCUCCAUCUUCCCGCAAGCUUGAGGACAUCGACACUAUCCCAGCAUUGGAAGAUGCUCAGGCUGAUACCUACACGAGCAAUGUUUAUGGCUCCCACUUUGCUGCCGAGCAUCUGCCUCAGCACCGCAUGCCCGAGAACGAAAUGCCUCGUCAGGUUGCCGCUCGUAUGAUCAAGGAUGGGCUUUCUCUUGACGGUAACCCACGAUUGAACCUUGCCUCAUUCUGCUCCACGUACAUGGAAGAGGAAAUCGAGGAGAUCAUGGCCGACGCGUUUAACAAAAACUUCAUCGAUUACGAGGAAUACCCUCACACUGUUGAGCUGCACAACCGCUGUGUCAACAUGAUUGCUCGCCUUUACAAUGCACCCACGGACUCCGACUGUGACAAUGCAAUGGGUACCUCAACAAUCGGGUCUUCGGAGGCUAUUAUGCUGUGCACCUUGGCAAUGAAGAAGCGUUGGCAAAACAAGCGCAAGGCAGAAGGAAAAGAUAUUUCGAACCCAAAUCUCGUCAUGUCCAGUGCCGUUCAGGUCUGCUGGGAAAAAGCUUGCAGAUACUUUGACGUUGAGGAAAACUUUAUCUACUGCACUGAAACCCGUUUCGUGAUGGAUCCUAAAGAAGCUGUCGACCGCGUUGAUGAGAACACAAUCGGCAUUUGCGCCAUUCUUGGCACUACUUACACUGGGGAGUAUGAAGAUGUCAAAGCAAUCAACGAUCUGCUGGUCGAGCGCAACAUUGACUGCCCAAUUCACGUCGAUGCGGCCAGUGGUGGCUUUGUGGCCCCGUUCAUAUAUCCGGAGCUGGAAUGGGACUUCCGGCUGCCAAAGGUCAUCUCUAUUAACGUCUCAGGUCACAAGUACGGUCUAGUCUACCCCGGUGUGGGUUGGGCUAUCUGGCGCUCUCCAGCCUACCUCCCCCAAGAAUUGGUUUUCAACAUCAACUACCUGGGUGCCGAUCAGUCCAGCUUUACAUUGAACUUCUCCAAGGGCGCAUCUCACGUCAUUGGCCAGUAUUACCAACUUAUCCGCCUGGGUAAGCAUGGCUACCGUUCAAUCAUGACCAAUCUCACUCGCGUCAGCGACUACAUGGCGUCUGAACUGGAAAAGAUGGGCAUGGUUAUCAUGAGCCAGACUCGCGGCCGUGGCCUGCCUCUGGUGGCCUUCCAUCUUCCUAAGAAUCCCGAUCGCGUUUAUGAUGAAUUUGCGAUCGCACACCAGCUGCGUGAGCGGGGUUGGAUUGUCCCUGCCUACACCAUGGCCCCUCAUUGCGAACAGAUGCGCAUGAUGCGUGUCGUUGUCCGCGAAGAUUUCUCCAUGGACCGCUGUGAUUCUCUUUUGAUUGAUUUCAAGCUGGCUAUCCAGACCCUAGACUGUAUGGAUCAAGCUAUGCUUGCCAAGUACCAGAGUCAUAUGAAGAGCCACCGUGAGCACGCUCGCCAUAAGACCCACGCCCACUACAAAGGGGAGAGUCACUCGUUGCAGGGAAAGACUGGCAAGACACACCCAGUUUGUUAA
Messenger RNA from Penicillium nucicola, 1554 nucleotides. Its product is annotated as glutamate decarboxylase. The coding region runs from base 1 to 1554 and encodes 517 amino acids. Gene Ontology annotation, biological process: L-glutamate catabolic process. The record is from RefSeq and is a predicted model, not a curated record. Gene Ontology annotation, molecular function: glutamate decarboxylase activity; pyridoxal phosphate binding. Gene Ontology annotation, cellular component: cytosol. The transcript has 7 exons. NCBI's taxonomy places the organism in Eukaryota, Fungi, Ascomycota, Eurotiomycetes, Eurotiales, Aspergillaceae.